Molecule: messenger RNA, 1743 nt
Organism: Naegleria lovaniensis
Lineage: Eukaryota; Heterolobosea; Eutetramitea; Acrasida; Naegleriidae
Exons: 2
Coding region: 1-1743 (580 amino acids)
Source: RefSeq, a predicted model, not a curated record
AUGGGACAACAUCAAACGACAGAAUCGACCACAAGUACUAGCUCCACUACAAGCACUAGCACUACGACUGAUUCGAUCACUUCAUCUUCGGAACCAAAAUCUCCGCCUUCUCCUCCUCCUUCUCCGACCAACAAAUUCAAAACUUCCUUCAAAAUGUUCAAAUCCUCAAAAAAAAAAGAAACAAACUCCCCUCUUGCUUCCUCUCAUUCCCACAAUGGAAUUUCAGGAAUUUCCAUGAAUAACACUGCCAUUCCAGCAAGUCUUCCAAAAACGAGUGAUGGACUCUAUACUCAAAAUUUCACAUUGGAUGAAUUGGAUGAAAUUAAAACAUUUUUUGAAAAGUAUGGUUUUGUCGUGGUUCGGAAUGUCUUGUCCGAACAAGAAAUUGAGCAAAGUAUUGAAGAAAUUUGGAGGAUUAUUGAGGGAACGGAUGAUUCGACGAAAUCCAUCAUUGAAAGUUUGAGACAAUUUCAUGCAAGUGCGGAAUGUGUCAAAUCGAAUGUAGAAUCGAAUUCGAAUGGGAAUUCUAAUAGUGGAUUUACACCGGUGCAGAGAAAUGAUCCAACGACGUGGCGAGAGGAAUGUGGAUGGCCAGAGUUUGAUAAUGUGGGAAUUUUGGGAAAUCAACCUGCAAUGGGAAUUUGUGCCAUGGAAAAUCGACAAAAUGAAAACAUUUACCGAAUAUUUAAUCUUCUCAUGAAUAAUUGUAACAAAUUAUGGGUCGGAUUCGACACGUACGGUGUCAUGAAGCCGACCAAAGAUGUUUUAUGCAAGGAUGGAAAAACUCGAAAAGAUUUUCCUCAAUACAAAACAAAAUCGAAUUGGUUACAUUGGAGACUCAAUCCCUGGAAACUCUACAAACAAUAUCAAACACUGAAUACGAAUUUACAAAAACAUUUGAAUUCAAGUAGCUUGGAUUUAUUACCAAAUUUAGGAACACAAAAUUCUACAUUUUCGGAAAUUUCUGGAAGCGGAACUGGAGGAUUAAUUUCAAGUCCUCUCACUGAUCAUCAUGCCUCCACUUCGACUUUAUCCAAUUUUUCAGAACCUUCUCUCAGCAAUGGAAAAAAUUCUUUAAUUUCCAUGGAAAUUGGAACCUCCUCUGGAAAAUCCAAAAAGAAACCCUCUUCCAAACAUUCUCCCUGUGAAAAAGCCAUGCAUUGCUUAAAGAGUAGCACUCCCAGAAAAUUCUUGCUCAAUGAAGAUUAUGGAAUUUUUCCAGUGAUGGAUCCCAACGCCUACACUUCAAAUCCCGCCCAUGACUAUUUACGCGACGAAUGGAAAUUACAAGGCUUGAUUAAUUUUGUGGAUUCGCGUGAGCAGGAUGGCGGUCUCAUGUUAGUUCCGAGUUUUCACGCGCCCGAUAAUUUUCUCACGUGGACCAAAGCAACCUAUAAACGAUUUGGCACACUCACAGAACAUCAAGAAUCGUUCAUCAAAGUGCCACUUUCGUAUGAUUUGUAUCCGUAUGCAAAAGCAAUUUCAUUGCCAGCAGGAGCCUUGUUGGUAUGGGAUUCGCGCAUUCCAACUUGUACCUAUCCCAAUGACUCGGAUCGAUUUCAUAUGGUUCAGUACAUUCGAAUGUUUAAAUGUGAAAAGUAUAUGGAUUCGAGUGUGAUGGUGAAUGAGAAUUCAAAAACCAACUUUUUUGAAAUGCGAAGACAAUUGAUUCUUCAACAAAUGCCUCGAGAAUUUGUGCCGUCGCCUAUUGGAAAGAAAUUAUUUGGAUUGGAGGAGUGGUGA